Molecule: messenger RNA, 963 nt
Organism: Akanthomyces muscarius
Lineage: Eukaryota; Fungi; Ascomycota; Sordariomycetes; Hypocreales; Cordycipitaceae
Exons: 1
Coding region: 1-963 (320 amino acids)
Biological process (GO): secondary metabolic process
Cellular component (GO): cytoplasm
Molecular function (GO): hydrolase activity; carboxy-lyase activity
Source: RefSeq, a predicted model, not a curated record
AUGACUAAAUCAGGCUGGAUCGAUGUUCAUGGUCAUUUUCUCCCCCCUGAGAGCGACGAUGCGUCUCAGAAAGCAUGGCAAGACAUGAGAGACAAUUGCUUCAUGGCCACGCAUCCCUACACGUGGAACGAAAACGAUAUUCUCGACUACCUCGACCGAGCGGGCAUCUCUAUGCAGAUGCUGAGUCGCGUUCCUAAAAGCGUCGAUGCUCUAAAACAAUCUAACAAUUUUGGCGCUUCUGUGGUACGCCGUCACCCAUCUCGAUUUGGGCUUCUCGCAGCGCUGCCAACAAAUAACCUGGAUGCCUGCUUGGAAGAAAUUCGGCGUGCACAAACGGAACUUCAUGCUGAUGGCUUCGCCGUCACCUGCUGCUACGAAGGUGUGUAUCUCAGCGAUGUUUCCCUAAAGCCUGCUUGGGACGAACUUGACCGGAUUGGAGCGGUCGUGUUCCUACACCCUGAUGCCUACGCCCCUGCUGUGCAGGGACGACCUGUGCCUGUCAGCGAGGUAUUCUUCGAAACGACUCGAACUGUGGUGGACAUGCUUUACGCUGGUAUCUUCAGAGAAUACAAAAACAUCAAGUUCAUUGUGGCCCAUUGCGGAGCAGCUGUCCCGGUCCUAGCUGACCGGCUAGAGUUGCUGGGUACUGCAUCGUGGGUCCCUAACCCUCACAACAUCAAAAAAGAAGAAGUCAAGCAACAUCUCUCUACGCUAUAUCUAGACACUGCAGCUUCUGGUUGUGCCCCGUUAGCCACUGCUGUUAGAUUGGUUGGCGCUGAUCAUAUUGUCUAUGGAGCUGAUUGCGGUGUGCCAUGUUCGUCGGAGCACUCAAUGGAACAGAAUCGGAAAGCUAUACUAGCCUACGAUGGGAUGACCUCGGAAGAAAAAGAAAGUAUUGGACACAAUGCGGAGGUUUUGUUUCCCCAGGCCGCUCGGAGAAUGAGGAAUAUGAGUGAGGCUUAA